Messenger RNA from Plasmopara halstedii, 1284 nucleotides. Its product is annotated as 60s ribosomal protein l27a. Gene Ontology annotation, molecular function: structural constituent of ribosome; carbohydrate derivative binding. The transcript has 12 exons. Lineage: Eukaryota; Oomycota; Peronosporomycetes; Peronosporales; Peronosporaceae. Gene Ontology annotation, biological process: carbohydrate derivative metabolic process; translation. Bases 1 to 1284 code for a protein of 427 amino acids. The record is from RefSeq and is a predicted model, not a curated record. Gene Ontology annotation, cellular component: cytosolic large ribosomal subunit; ribosome.
AUGCCGUCCCGUUUUUCCAAGAACCGCAAGAAACGCGGACACGUGAGUGCUGGCCACGGUCGUAUCGGCAAGCAUCGUAAGCAUCCAGGUGGUCGUGGUAACGCUGGUGGUCAACACCACCACCGUAUCCUAAUGGACAAGUUUCACCCUGGUUACUUUGGUAAAGUUGGUAUGCGUCACUUUCACCUGCUUCGCAAUCGCUCGCACUGCCCAACAGUGAAUGUCGAGCGUCUUUGGACGUUGGUGUCUGAGAAGACGAAGGAACAAGCUGAAAAAGCUAAGGACGGCAAGGCCCCGGUCAUUGACGUUACCAAAGCUGGUUUUUUCAAGGUGCUUGGAAAGGGUCGCUUGCCUGAAGUACCUCUUAUAGUCAAAGCCAAGUUUUUCUCAGCUGAAGCAGAAAAAAAGAUUAAAGCCGCUGGUGGUGCUUGCCUUUUAACUGCGUUUACAGCGUCUCCGGCUCAUAAAAUUCAAUCCGAGGUCUAUAAACAGCGUCAUGGGUCAUCUUCAAGCGCAAGAGUCGAGGCUUCAAGCGUGGACAGCGCGUAUGUGCGUUCCAUAGCCAGCGAUAUAUUUGCCUUGCAGAAUCUGCUUGGUCUGCUGACGAGUAACUCGGACGUCGCCCAUAAUUUAAAGCUGUUCGUUCAGCGUUUGUUGCAAUGUCAUGGUCAGCAGCACCGAGUAUUCGUGACAGGAAUCGGCAAGUCAUGGGCUGUAGCGCAGCGCUUCGCGUCAACGCUGUCGUCUAUUUCAAUCAGUAGCCAAUGCAUUCAUGCAGGAGAAUGGAUACAUGGUGAGCUUGGCUGUUUGACACGCGGAGAUGUUGUCAUUCUUGUGUCACAUAGUGGACGUACAUCAGAGUUGCUUCCAUUACCCGACUUGUUUCGGUCAGCUGGGUGUUAUGUGAUGGCCGUUGUUGGAGAUGCGAGCUCACCCCUGAGAACACAUUGUGAUUUGACUGUUGUUGCACCAGCGGAUGAUGAGGAGAAGUGUCCUGUUCCAUCUAGAAGCAUUAUUGUUCAGGAAGCUAUUUGUAAUGCAGUUAUUCAGCACUUAGUCGAGAGCAUGGCUGAUAGCAUGAAAAAUUUGAAAAAAAACCAUCCUGGAGGUGCCAUUGUUUCAGCUAAUUGUAGCUCGCUCACUAGUAGCGCUGUCUCUGCAAUAGAGUAUCAUUUUCAAUUCUGUGGACAUAAUUAUAGAAGACGGCAAUUACGUUUACAAUCUCAUUCGUUCAAUCAUGAUAAUGUGCAAUCAGAGUUCCUGGAAUCGAAGACUAAAUUUUGA